This is a messenger RNA of Formica exsecta, 2997 nucleotides long. RefSeq names its product islet cell autoantigen 1-like protein (gene ICA69). Gene Ontology annotation, cellular component: Golgi apparatus. Gene Ontology annotation, molecular function: protein domain specific binding. Gene Ontology annotation, biological process: regulation of transport. The transcript has 6 exons. The coding region runs from base 929 to 2476 and encodes 515 amino acids. The record is from RefSeq and is a predicted model, not a curated record. NCBI's taxonomy places the organism in Eukaryota, Metazoa, Arthropoda, Insecta, Hymenoptera, Formicidae.
UGUCCCAAUCACAUAUUUUAAUGAUCUUGGUGGAUUUUGCACAAGAUUUUGUUGAUUUUUUAGCCUUUUUGCUAUGAAAUUGCGAGUUUUUUUUAUAAAAUCUAACAGUUUUUCGAUCUCCAAUUUGAUGUGGUCUCAGAGUGGCAUUAUGUACUCUACAUUAUGUACAUUACGAUCACUCAUUGCACAUAACCACAUCAUGCACUAUAUACACUUGAUAUUUUUAAUUUAAUUUAAAUUUUUUAAAUGUUUUAAACGUAUACGUUUAAAAAAUGAAUGACGUUUGAAUGACAUGAAUUGAUCAAAUAUCGAAUUCAUAUCGAUAUUUACGCCAUGUUGUCGGUAGUGAUGCAACGCAUGCACUGUAGCACUUUUCGGACGCUAUUUCCAUCAAGUGACGCUACUGGUUAUACAUAUACUGUGUUAUCGUGUUCAAUCGACUGAAGAUAAGAAGACUUACUAUCGAUUCAAGUUCAGUGUCACAGAGAAAUUUAAUGCAUUACAUGAAAUAUUGUCUGACAGAAGUUUAACAGCUGAUUCAUACAAUAGUAAUAUUAAUUUGUUCUCUUACAUAUUAUCUUUUAUCGUGACGUAAACCACUUUGAGUAUAUCCAAUCACAUCUCGUCGCUAUUCCAUUUUAUUGUCAGUAUUGGCAGUAUUAGUCGACUAGAACUGGUUGCUUGUCAGACAUGACAAGUUAGCCUUCGUGGCUUUCCUGUUUGAUAAACUAUCAUGUAGAAAUGAUACAAUUGUCGUCACACUGUGAGACAUUUUAACUAUGCAGUACAAAUGCAAUCUUAGCGUGCGAGUAAUAUAGUUACGUGCAUUAUGUGAUUACACUUGAAUGAUGAUACAAUUUCGGGCUCAUGCUUUGUGAUUGUAAAUAUUAACCCACAUUCGUAUCCAGAUAUCAGCAGGUCUUCCGUUAUGAAUGCUUAUAACAGAGGUGCACCAGGUAUAUCAGGAAAUACCUUUGAUUGUUGGGUUCAAAAAUCUAAUAUGCAUGAUGAUUCUGCUAUAACAAAGAUGCAACAUCAAUUCUGGGUAACAAAGCAGGUUUUAUCUCGAAGAUUGGGAAAGAAAGAGGACGAAUGUAUAAUUGCUUCGGAUGCUGAAUUGGAUGCAAAGCUAGAAUUAUUCCGCAGUAUCCAAGAAUCUUGUUCUUAUUUACAAAGAGUUAUUGACAGAUACCAAGAAAGAUUAUGCAAUUUAGCUCAGGAGGAAAAUGCAAUGGGACGUUUCUUAAAAGAUGCUGGGAAACAAGAUAAAACUCGUGCUGGCAAAAUGAUGUCAGCAGUUGGAAAAUCUUUAUCUUAUUCAGGUCAACAAAGGCUUGCAUUGAGAACUCCUUUGGGUCGAUUGUAUCAAGAAGUAGAAACAUUUAGGCAAAGAGCUAUUGAAGAUACAUUACAAAAUGUGCAAGCGAUGGAAAAAGCCCGUAUAGAAUAUCGAGCUGCUCUAUCAUGGAUGAAAAAUAUUUCUCAAGAUUUAGAUCCAGAUACAUCCAAACAAGUAGAGAGAUUUAAAAAAGUUCAAGCACGUGUUAAACAGGGCAAAAUAAUUUUUGACAAUCUGGCUCUUGACUGUCUUCAGAAGGUUGACUUAUUAGCAGCAGCAAGGUGCAAUAUGUUCAGUCAUGCCUUAGUUUUAUACCAAACCACACUUCUGAAUUUUACAAAGAAAUCUGCACAAGCAUACUCUACAAUAGCAAACAGCUUCAAAGGCUAUCAACAUUUUGAUUUCACAGUUGUACGAGAACUGGCUGAAACUUCUAGUAAAUUGGCACAGGAAACAGGUGGUGAUGACGAUCCAGAGAAUAAGGAUAAAUUACCAUUUUUCGAUAUGGAUUAUCAUGAUGAUGUUGAGGAGGCACAAGAAGCUACUACAAAUUCAGAGAAAACUAAGCAAAAUGAAAAGCUCUUAGAUAUAGAAAAUGAGCCAAAAGAUAUAUUAAUACAUUUAGAUGAGACUACAAAUUCUUCGAGGAACGGAAUUGUGCAUAAUACUAAUGAUACAGAAAAUGAUAAAGGUCUUGAAGAGUUCUUUGGAAAUUUAAUCUUAAAAAAAGAUGUCUCCAAUAAUACCGGACAAUCGAUUACAAAAGCCGAGGAAAAUAAUCAUUCCACAUUUAAGAAAAAUUCUGAAGAGCAGAAGUUAGCAAUGGAUAUAUUUGAAGAAUGUAAUACAAAUUUUAAUUUAGCUGAUUUACCGUUGUUGUCAUCAGAAGCUCAACAGCAGCAAUCGUUAAAUUUAUUGGCUUCUGAAAGUGCAGCGUUAUUCGAUGAAAUUCUGAAUGAUAAGCAACAAUGCACAAACAAUGAUUGGGAAGGCAUAUCAAAUGAUACUUUCCUACCACCAAAUAUUUUGAAACAGAGUUUAGGAGAUGCAGCGCUAGGCAUGGGACAGAAGAGUACCACAACUAAUAGCGUAGACGACAAAGUAAAAAAAGAACAAGACUGGAAAGCAAAAAGGUAACUCGUGGUUGGACUUAUUUGCAGAAUUGGAUCCAUUGGCUAAUCCAAUGGAGAAUCUUUCUGGUGAUAGUAAUGCUUCUGCUUAAUUCAUAAUGCAUUUUAAUAGUAAUAUUACCCUGACAUUCGGGUUACUUGAUAUUUAUAACAAUAAGGAAAACUAUCAAGUUAUCAUUUAUUAUCAAUGAGUAUCAUAACACAUUGAACACAUAAUUCAAUGUUUUCACUUGGUACAAGUUUGUAUCAGUAUUUACCAGUGUGUUUGUAAACUUUUAAAUGUAACAUUCCAGAUUUUUUUUAAUAUGUCAAUUGUCAUAAGAAUCAAAACUAUUUGAAUUACAUGAAUUUUUUCAUAUAAGCUAGAGAUACAUACCAAAGAUAUAAAAUUUAAUGUUUAUUGAACAUUAUGCUAGUCAUAUAUAUAUAUAUAUAUAUUUUCUUUCAAAUAUAUAUUACAAAAUCUUUAAUAUAAAUAAAUUUAUUAUGUAUUUCUUUAUAGUGUUCUAAUAGACAUAUCCACACAAA